This is a messenger RNA of Thamnophis sirtalis, 470 nucleotides long. Lineage: Eukaryota; Metazoa; Chordata; Lepidosauria; Squamata; Natricidae. The record is from RefSeq and is a predicted model, not a curated record.
CCUGAGCCGAGGGCGGUGCGCGACGGCACGAAAGAAAGCGGCGCCUCUUCUUCAGUACUUCCGGAACUCGGUCGGUUCCGUUCCCCCUUCCUCCCCCCGCAGCUUUUCUACCGAGAGCGGAAGGCGAGAGCGGCCUGCCUUGACGUCGCCGGCUGGAGCCUUCGGAACAGACUGACACGAGAAGGACGGUGGGGGCGCUGCCCAAACCGAGAGGAUGGUGACGGACGUGCAGCUGGCCAUCUUUGCCAAUAUGCUUGGAGUCUCGCUGUUUCUCCUGGUCGUCCUUUAUCACUACGUGGCCGUCAACAACCCGAAGAAGCAGGAGUGAGCGAAUGACUGGAGCGCCCCCUCCUGACCACCCCCGCCCCCAAAGAAUGCAGAGCCAUCAGCACAUGAAGGCCCAGAUGCUAUAGCUGUACUUGGCUUUGUUGAAACCCUGGAGAUAAUAAAUGAUUAGAGAAUACACUUCA